AUGUCAAACAUCGACUUCCAGAGACUUGAGUUCUUCCGCAGCCUCAUGAGCGACUGCAGCCUCGGCCCGUUCUGUAAUAACUCCCCCCUAAAUUUCCCAAACACAAGUGAUAACGAGGAGCUGAUGAUUCUUGAGGAUGGACCCCCCUGGUUACGAAUCGUCAUCUCCGUCGUGUACUUCAUCGUGGCUACUGCCGGAGUAUUGGGGAACUUGCUGGUGAUGUUCCUGCUGUAUUCCACACACACCAUCCACACUGGCACCAUCAAUUUCUUUGUGUUCAACCUAGCUCUGGCCCACCUGCUCUUCUCCCUGGCCUUGCCGUUUUGGGCUGUGGAAAUUGCUCUGGACUACAGCUGGCCUUUUAGCCUGGCCACGUGCAAGGCCGUGUCCUUACUCACCGGACUGAACGUCUUCGCUAGCUGCUUCUUCCUGACAGCUAUGAGUUUGACCCGUUACUGCUUGGUGGCGACUGCUCUCAGACCCAGGACCUCCCUGUGCAAUCGAUCCUGCACCUCUCCAGUGGCCGCGGCCUUUAUCUGGGCCGGAGCGCUGAUAGCCGCACUGCCCCGAGCUGUGUUUGCUGACCUGAAACUCGUGGGCAACGACACAGCAUGCCUGCUCCGUUUCCCAGAUGGCACCGCCUGGCUCGGAAUAAACCAGCUCCUGCGCUUGGUGCUGGGUUUUCUUCUGCCCUACGCCAUCCUAAUCCUCUCUUACCUGCUUCUGCUGCGCUUCCUCUGUCUCCACAAGCUGAAAGGCAGCAGCUCUCGACGAAAGGCUGAUAUUUCAAAGUCUGUGGCGGUGGUGGUGCUUUCCUUCUGCAUCUGCUGGUUCCCGUACAAUGUCCUCACGCUUUGGGGUGUCCUGAUCCAACUCGACAUCCUUGAUAUCAGCAUGUCGUACUACAAGGCUCAAACGUACUUUUUCCCUCUGGCUAACUGCUUGGCUUUCACCAGCAGCUGCUUCAACCCUGUCAUCUACUGCCUGGUUAGAAAGGAAUACCGCUUGGCGCUCCACAACGUGCUCCUCAAGUUGAGUCUGGCCGUUGUGUCCAAGGUGCCCUAUUGCAUUUACUCUAAGGAGAGAUCGGCACAAGCUGGGCACCUGGCUGUUCCUCUCAAAACAUUCAGCCAGACAACUCCUUCUCACACAGAGGGAUACGCACCAGUGUCAAUGCUCCCAACUGCAGUGUCCAAUAUGUAG
Messenger RNA from Limanda limanda (common dab), 1203 nucleotides. RefSeq names its product relaxin-3 receptor 1-like. Gene Ontology annotation, cellular component: membrane. NCBI's taxonomy places the organism in Eukaryota, Metazoa, Chordata, Actinopteri, Pleuronectiformes, Pleuronectidae. Gene Ontology annotation, molecular function: G protein-coupled receptor activity. The record is from RefSeq and is a predicted model, not a curated record. Gene Ontology annotation, biological process: G protein-coupled receptor signaling pathway; immune response. The transcript has a single exon. The coding region runs from base 1 to 1203 and encodes 400 amino acids.